AUGUGUUCUGGCUGCCGCAGACUCGGCUUCGCGGAACCCUCGCCACUGCCAGACCCAGAAGACAACCGGGUGGACGAGGAGCAGCCGCAGCCGCAGCCACAACACUUUGACAGGCCGGCGGCUCGAAAGAAGCUCCAACCGAAGCCCAAGACCAUCCAUCACACCCCAGACAAUGCCGACCUGACUCCCAUGCGCCCGGCAUGGGCCUACGUCUUCUACGACACUACCCCGGGGGCUCUUAACCCAGGACGUGCCGAGGACCUGGCCCGCUCUAUCUUCGACGGCACCAAAAACAACCGCAGCUCUGACGGACUGCCGGAAAGAAUCGAAGUCUUUGCCAUGCCUCUCCUACCUCUGUCCGAGACCGGGAGCCUGUUUUCCGCCGAGGAGCUGGGGCUUGACCUCAUCCUCUCAUAA
Messenger RNA from Colletotrichum orchidophilum, 417 nucleotides. RefSeq lists its product as uncharacterized. The transcript has 2 exons. Lineage: Eukaryota; Fungi; Ascomycota; Sordariomycetes; Glomerellales; Glomerellaceae. Bases 1 to 417 code for a protein of 138 amino acids. The record is from RefSeq and is a predicted model, not a curated record.